Molecule: messenger RNA, 1497 nt
Organism: Malassezia pachydermatis
Lineage: Eukaryota; Fungi; Basidiomycota; Malasseziomycetes; Malasseziales; Malasseziaceae
Product: succinate-semialdehyde dehydrogenase
Exons: 2
Coding region: 1-1497 (498 amino acids)
Molecular function (GO): succinate-semialdehyde dehydrogenase (NAD+) activity
Source: RefSeq, a predicted model, not a curated record
AUGCCGAAUGGCGUAGCGAAUGGCGGUCAGGGACAUCUUCAGCUUAGCAACUCUGCUCUGUUGCAAACCAAGUCCUAUAUCAAUGGUGAAUGGGUGAAUGCGCAGAGUGGUUCUGUGCUUCCUGUGUACAACAAAGCCACGGGUGAUUUGCUUGCCGAAGUCGUUGACCAAAGUCGGGCCGAUACCGAGGUGGCAAUUGAUGCGGCCAGUGAAGCUUUUAAGAGCUGGUCUCAGACUACGCCACAUUACCGUCACGAUAUGCUGCUGGCUCUGCAUGCCAAGCUGCGUGACAAUGCAGAUGAUCUUGCACGUAUCAUUGUCGCAGAGAACGGCAAGUGCUUGACGGACGCUAAGGGCGAAGUCAACUACGCCAAUUCCUUCAUUCAAUGGUUUGCCGAGCAAACUCUUCGCAUUCAAGGAUACACCACUCCGUCCCCUGUGCCAGGUGUGCGCACGGUAGUUAUGCGUCAGCCCGUGGGUGUUGCAGGUCUCAUUGCGCCCUGGAACUUUCCUCUUGCUAUGAUCACACGGAAAGUGGCACCGGCAUUGGGUGCAGGCUGCACCGCGGUGGUCAAGGCGCCGCAUGAAGCUCCUCUUAGUGCCUUGGCUAUGGCACAUCUGGCAGAGGAAAUUGGAUUGCCGCGUGGUGUACUGAACGUUCUGGUUUCAUCGAAGGGCAAGAAUGAAAACGAUAUGGGCCUGGCACUUUGUGAGAGUGAGAAGGUGGACAAGAUUUCUUUCACGGGUAGUACUCGUGUUGGCAAGAUUCUUGUGAGCCAAUCGGCCGGUACGCUGAAGAAGCUGUCUAUGGAGUUGGGCGGCAACGCGCCGUUCAUUGUUUUCGAUGAUGCAGACCUGGACCAAGCUGUAGCAAAUGCUGUGGCGUGCAAGUUCCGUUGCGCAGGUCAGACGUGCAUUUCUGCGAACCGCCUCUACGUGCAUGCGAAAGUGUAUGACGAGUUUGCAGAGAAGUUUGCAGCCAAGGUGCGCGAGCUGCGCGUCGGCAACGGUAUGGACCAGGGUGUGAACAUUGGGCCUCUCGUGAACGAGGCCGGUCAUGACAAGGCCGAGCAUCAUGUUAAGCAGAUGUUGGAGGCUGGUUCCAAGUUGCUUAUCGGUGGUCACAAGGGCGAGGGUCUCUUCUUCGAACCAACGGUGGUGUUGGCAAAGGAAGGUGUGCGCAUGCCAACCGAUGAAGAGGAGACAUUCGGCCCUGUUGCCGUUCUCUACAAGUUUAACACGGAAGAGGAAGUGCUCCGUAUGGCCAAUGACGUGCGUGUCGGCCUGGCAGGCUACUUCUUCAGCCAGGAUGUCCAGCGCUGCUUCCGUGUCGCCGAAGCACUGCACGUGGGUAUGAUUGGUGUCAACACAGGCAUUAUUUCAUCGAGCACUAUGCCAUUUGGUGGUGUCCUUGAGAGUGGCUUUGGCCGUGAAGGUGGCCCUACGGGUAUGGACGAGUACCUCUUCGAGAAGGCUGUGAGCUUUGGCGGUAUGUAA